Funneliformis geosporum is the source of this 2202-nucleotide messenger RNA. The record is from the annotation of a GenBank genome assembly. NCBI's taxonomy places the organism in Eukaryota, Fungi, Glomeromycota, Glomeromycetes, Glomerales, Glomeraceae.
AUGAAAGCUCAAGAAACAUUAUUAAAUGAAUUAACCUUGGAUAUUGCUGUACCUAACGGGAUCAUUCAAUGUACCAAGGAAGAUGUUGAUUCUAUUUUUACUACGAAAGCAAGAACUAUCGCAUAUUAUGACGAGACGCUUUAUUUUUAUCUCAUAAUCGUUCUUCCUUCCGAUUCCGAUCUUUCUGAUCAUGAUGCUGCAACAAAUUAUUUUCAUCAAUUAGAGAUAUUUGUUGAAGCAUCAAUUAUUGAUGCAAGUACUUUAUCUGUUCCUUCACCGAAUCCUCCAGCUGUAUAUCGUUUGCCCCCUCCUGGAAAAUCUCGGGAAAGUUCAUCAGCUACUUCACCAUCAAUACCUGGAACUCCUUUACCUCCCUUGAUGGAUAAAAGGAUUAGCAAACCUACGGAAGGUGCUGUAAUAUAUUCAUAUCUAUAUAACCCAAAUACAAAGGAUCGUCAAAUGGUGGUCCUUGAAAGGAAUGGUUGUUGGAAUUGUGUUUUCCCUUUAGCCGUACCCGUAGCUUAUGUUAAAACCCGAGCCCAGACACCCGCAUUAGCGCUUAACGCAAUAGUUACGCAUAAGCCUCAACCCAAGGUUCAAAUUGAUAUUUUAAAAUCACCGGAAGCCGAUUUAUACUCUCCUGAAAAUUUUGGCAAUAUGAAUCUAUUAGAAGGAUUAAAUGAUGACUCUACCAAAAGUCUUUUGUUACCUCCAUCACGGUUAUAUUCUUCAGAUGCUAAAAGAGCAAAUUCAUCAUACUCGUCUCCUACGAUGAGACGUGAUAUUCGAAAAAUUUUGUCAGUGAAAUCAGCGUUGAACGUUCGUAUGAGAACUACCAGCGUAUCACCCUUGGAUAAUGCUUUAAUGAUGUCUGUCGAAUUAGAAAAUAACACAGACGCGGGUGGUUCAUUUUCUGUUGAGGUGGUUAAAGUCGAGAUUGCUUACGGUUUUGUGACAAGAUAUGAUUGGGGUCCCAAGGAUAAUAAAGCGGACAAGUUCCCAUUAACCCUUAAUCCUGUUGAUCAAGUGACAUUUUUAUAUAACAUAACAAUCCUUGAUGACCCUUCGUUUCCGAAAUUAGUACCAACACCUUACCCCACACCCAACCCUCACUCACGGAAUCAAUCUCGUCGUUCUUCUGUAGCUUCAGUAUAUUCUGUUAAUUCCUCCUAUGCUCCACCUUCUGAAGAUCGUCAGCGACAUGUGUCUAUUGUUGUUAAGGGAUCACCUGUUCACGAUGACGUGAAGAGUAGAAGUAUUGAGUCUAGGUGGAAUUGUAUGUUAGAUUUAUCUAAUUUACGUAGACGUGAAGAUUCUUAUCAACCGCCAAUCCCUCAAAAUACAAAUCAAAAGUCCUUGUCACUUUUAACAAGACCAGGUCAAUCACAUUCUCCUUCAUCGUCAAGGAGUGCUACUUUAUUUUCACCAACUGGAUCAUUGACACCUACAGCCUCCAGAAAUUAUUUCUCAACUGACAAUAAUGCUCGUGGAAAGAAGCCAUAUGCAGGUCUUCCCACAAUACCUGAUCAUGAUAAUAUAGGUAUUGGAAAUGGAAUCCUUUCAAGCGGAAGGACUCCUCUAUCUGAAAAGUCCAUGGAAGUGGAAGUUGGUGAUGGUGUUGUCGUGUCAUUCUUGGUUGCAUCUAAAGUGGUAGUCGGCAAAAUAUUCACAAUACAUGUCUUUGUCGUCAACAGGUCUAAACAUAUACGAAGGUUUACUGUAAUGGUUCCUAAUAAGAAACGGCCUAAUGAAAAGGCGAUUAGGAAUUUAGUAGCAGCCCCAUUAGGAGCAAAAAUAACAAUACAAACUGAACAAAUGGUUGACGUGAAUGGAAAUCAGUCAAACCAGUUGGAGCCAUUCUUGGAUGAAUCAGAUUUCAUAAAAAAGUAUCUAGAAACAGAGACGCCAGAUGCAGAUAUUGUUUGUUUGGAAAAUAAUGUCAGAAUUGGUCCAUUGCAUCCUUCAACAUGCGAAUCGGUCGCAUUGCACUUCAUUGCCAUUAAAGAAUCAUUGCACAUGAUUGAACUUGUACAAUUAGUUGACAAUGAUACAGGAUUUAUUACAAACUUACGUAAUGUAUUGGAAAUUCAUGUUGCUAAAUCUUUGGAUCCUAAUUCAAAAAAGGUUAAUAAAAGAUCUUCGGGGGUAAAUAAUACCAAUUACUCUACUACUUAUCCUAGUAGAGAAAUUGAAGUAAAUUAA